Messenger RNA from Neurospora tetrasperma FGSC 2508, 1581 nucleotides. RefSeq lists its product as uncharacterized. The transcript is spliced from 2 exons. The record is from RefSeq and is a predicted model, not a curated record. Lineage: Eukaryota; Fungi; Ascomycota; Sordariomycetes; Sordariales; Sordariaceae. The coding region runs from base 1 to 1581 and encodes 526 amino acids.
AUGGCUCAAGACAAACAGAAGUCCCGCAAGGAGGCCCGAAAGGUGAAUCAGCCGGAUCACGCCUCGGUCCCCUCCCAACCCAGCCAGGGUGAGAACGUAGAGACGCCCAUCGCCAACAAAAAGGACACCAGCGGCUUGGGAAAUAACAAUCUCGUUUCACCUGGAUCCUCCCAUCAGCAUCGCGCCAUUACGGCGCAGGCUUCCCAGUAUCUGGUAUCGCCAGGUGCAAGGUACUCCAAUGUUUCCCAUCUAAGCCCUGUCAACAACUUGAACACAGGCACUCAGCACGUAUUCAGUCUUCCCCAUAACAACCGACACCCCUUGCCCGAUCCUUUGAGUGACCACAACGUCCAUUCUCUUAUUGCCGGAGCCCCUCAUCGGCAUCACCAUGGACAGCAAAAUCAUCAACAGCAAAACCAUCAAGAGCAAAACUAUCAAGAGCAAAACCAACACCCCAUCGCCAUCCCUCUCGAUGGCUACACCUUUCAUCCCAGUGUCGCGGGAAUCUCCCAUCACAGAGACCACGACCAGGUCUCUCUUCCUAACCGUUAUGGUUCUAACACUGUUCCUGAUGUUGUGGGAGCCCUUUACCAUCAGCAGCCUGGUCAAUCUGCUGUCCAUCAGCCAACCAAUGCAUCGCCGAGUGCUAACUAUGGAAACCACCCCAUGGCUUCGGAAUUCAGUCAUUUGAACCAACAAACCGCGAACAACUUUCAGGGAGUUGCAGUUCAACACUACGCGUAUGCUGAAGAGCUUCAGUACAUGGGCAGUGUUCAAGCCCUCCCGGUUUCUCAAGGUCCGAACUAUUUCCCAGGGGUCCCAGUCCAGCAGUAUCAAAAUCUUCAGCCUCCCCAGCCCAUGGGCAUCCUGCAAGGCAAUGCGGCUGCUCAGCCGAACAACUUCCCGUCUGCAUAUCCCAACAAUGUUUCGGCUGCUCAUUCAAAUGGUUUCCAGUUCAUCCCAGCUCAACAUCAUCAACUGUCUCGGCAGCCACAACCCGGUAUGAACAUGGCGCAAGGCGUUCCAGCUGCUCAUCUGAACAACAUCCCAGCUGCUCAUCCGAACAGCUUUCCAGCUGCUUAUCACACCAACGUUGCAGCUGCUCAUCAGACUGGUUUCCAACUCGUCCCACCCGAACAGCAUCACAUGCAACUUCCGCAGCAGCCCCAGCCCAUGGCCAUGGGGCAAGGCACUCCAGCUGCUCAUGCGAACAACUUUCAAGUUGUUUAUCCCAAUCACCUUCCGGCUGCCCAUCCGACGGGAAUCCAAGGCGCCCCAGCUCAACAGCAACAAAUUCAUGUUCCUCAGCAACCCCAGCCCAUGGACAUGGUGCAGCCCAUCCCGGCCGCUGAUCCUCUAGACCUUGGUAUCCCCCAAGAUCAGCUUAAUCCCAUCACCCCUGGACCGCCUCACCCGCAGGCCAACCACCCCGCCGUACUCGCUUUGGAGUAUAUAGAUCCGGACCAAGAUAUCAAUGAAAUUAUCGAUGCUGCAGCUAGUGUACUCCACGCGGACCACAGGCAGUGCCAGCACAAGUGGGUAGAGGAUGAUGUGGAACAUCAGUGCACGGGCCAUGCUUAG